Camelina sativa (false flax) is the source of this 744-nucleotide messenger RNA. The record is from RefSeq and is a predicted model, not a curated record. NCBI's taxonomy places the organism in Eukaryota, Viridiplantae, Streptophyta, Magnoliopsida, Brassicales, Brassicaceae.
AUGGCUUUACAAGAAAAUGAAGCACUAGAGAAGAAAGAGGUGAUGGCCAUUCAACAAGAGGUUGUCAUUGAGAAGAAAGAGGAAGAUAGAGGACCUCCUUUGGAAAAAUAUGCUCAACAUCCUUUCCUCAAGGAAAUGCUUCUUGAAUUAUCGAAGCAAAAAGCUCAAGAACAAGACAUGAAGGACUUGAAAGAGGUUGGGAAAGCUAUUAUCCCAACAAAACUCGAAGAUCCAGGGUCAUUUAACCUACCUUGUUCCAUCAGCUAUAUGCACUUCAACAAGUGUCUAUGUGACUUGGGAGCUUCAGUGAGUAUAAUGCCAUACUCAGUUGCUGAGAAGUUGGGGUAUGAACAUUUUAAGCCCAGCAAUCUCUAUAUUGGUUUAGCAGAUGGAUCAAGGAAGGAUGUGGUUGGAGUAAUUGAAACCUUUAUGGUCAAAAUAAGAGAGGAUAUGCUUCCAACUGAUUUUGUGAUCAUGAAUAUGGAUCAAGAGCCAGAAGAUCCUCUCAUCUUGGGGAGACCAUUCUUAGCCACAGCUGGGGCUGUAAUUGAUGUCAAGAUGGGAACCAUCAAGCUCCACCUAAUUGAAGACCUCACUAUGAAGUUUGACAUCAAGGAUUCAACAUAUCAACCUACUAUUGAAGGUCAUCACUUUGUGAUAAAGAAAAAAGCUAGUUAUGAAGAUUCUAAGAAUGAAGAGGACCCUAGGACUAAAGACAAGACAAUGGAAGAGCUUAAGGAUUGA